UCCGUUAAGCCGCUUCGGCUGCAGUUAAGCUCUACACAAGUGUCAUUAUUUAUAAAGGGAGCACAAAGAGAGAUUCUACCCAGAAUGCCUCAGACUAACAAGUCAGUGAGCGGCGGCAGCGUUCCAGGCCAGGCGUCUGCUCCAGAUCAAGGUGAACCUCCGCCAGCACUUCUGAAUGUGAGGGACGAGGCAGCAGCUGGAAAUGGCCGAGGAGAAGCUGAAGAAGACCAGGGAGACCCAGAGAUCAUUAAAUCACCCAGUGAUCCCAAGAAAUACAGGUACAUUGAGCUGAGUAAUGGCCUCAGAGUGCUCCUCAUCUCUGACUUCAGUGGAUCAAAUGCAAAGGGAGGGGGAGAUGACCAGCAGGAUCAGGCAGGGGCACAGGGCAGGGAUGAAGUGGAGGAAGAGGAGGAGGGGGACUCAGGAGAGGGGUCGGAGGAGGAUGAGGAGGAGAACGAAGAGGAGGAGCAGGACAGUGACUUUGAUGAGUUGGACGAGGAGAACGCCGGGAAGAAGAAGAAGGGCAGCUCUGAAAAGCAGGCUGCAGCUGCUCUGUGCAUAAGUGUUGGGAGUUUCAGUGACCCUGAUGACCUGCCCGGCCUCGCACACUUCCUCGAACACAUGGUGUUUAUGGGCAGUGAGAAAUAUCCGGCUGAGAACGGCUUCGACGCCUUCCUGAAGAAACACGGCGGAAGUGACAACGCCUCGACCGACUGUGAGCGAACCAUCUUUCAGUUCGACGUCCAGAGGAAAUAUUUCAGAGAGGCGCUCGACAGGUGGGCUCAGUUUUUCAUCUGCCCUUUGAUGAUUGAAGACGCCAUCGACAGAGAGGUGGAGGCUGUGGACAGCGAGUACCAGCUGGCGAGGCCGUCUGACUCCCACCGCAAAGAGAUGCUGUUCGGGAGUCUGGCCAAACCUGGACACCCCAUGAGCAAAUUCUGCUGGGGUAAUGCCCAGACGUUAAAACACGAGCCCAGAGACAAACAGAUCAACACCUACCAGCGGCUCAGAGACUUCUGGAAGAGAUACUACUCUGCUCAUUACAUGACACUCGCCGUUCAGUCCAAAGAGUCUCUGGAUACUCUGGAACAGUGGGUGAGAGAAAUCUUCAUCAAGGUUCCCAACAACGGUGAGCCUCGGCCCGACUUCUCUCACCUGCAGCAGCCGUUUGACACUCCAGCCUUCAACAAACUGUACCGAGUGGUUCCUGUGAGGAAGGUUCACGCUCUGACCAUCAGCUGGGCUGUUCCUCCACAGGGAAAACACUACAGAGUGAAGCCUCUUCACUACAUUUCUUGGCUGAUCGGACAUGAGGGAACCGGCAGCAUCCUGUCUCUGCUGCGGAAGAAGUGCUGGGCUCUGGCUUUGUUUGGAGGAAACAGCGAAACAGGCUUCGACCAGAACACCACCUACUCCAUCUUCUCCAUCUCCAUCACCCUGACCGACCAGGGCUACCAGAACUUCUACCAGGUGGUCCACUUGGUGUUCCAGUACCUGAAGAUGCUCCAGAAUCUCGGUCCACAGCAGAGGAUCUAUGAAGAAAUUCAGAAAAUAGAAGCCAACGAGUUCCACUAUCAGGAGCAGACGGAUCCCAUCGAGUUCGCGGAGAACAUCUGUGAGAACAUGCAGUUGUUUCCCAAAGAGGACUUUCUGACCGGAGAUCAGCUGAUGUUUGAGUACGACCCGCAGGUGAUCAGUGCUGCUCUGUCUCUGCUGACUCCUGAUAAAGCCAACCUGCUGCUUCUGUCUCCUGAGAACGAAGGUCAUUGUCCGCUCAGAGAGAAGUGGUUUGGGACCUGCUACAACAUGGAGGACGUCCCAGACGAGUGGGUCCAGCGCUGGGCCGGAGACUUCCAGCUGAACCCUGACCUCCACCUUCCAGCCCACAACCAAUUCAUCGCGACUGAUUUCACCCUGAAAACGUCCGACUGCCCGGACACAGAGUUCCCCGUCCGGAUCAUAACCAGUGACCGAGGCGCUCUGUGGUACAAGAAGGACAACAAGUUUAAAAUCCCCAAAGCCUACAUUCGUUUCAACCUGAUCUCCCCGAUGAUCCAGAAAAGUCCAGAGAAUUUGGUGCUGUUCGACCUGUUCGUCAACAUCUUGGCUCACAAUCUGGCGGAGCCGGCGUACGAGGCCGACGUGGCUCAGCUGGAGUAUAAACUGGUGGCCGGAGAGCACGGGCUGGUGAUCCGGCUCAAGGGGUUCAACCACAAACUGCCGCUGCUGUUGAAGCUGAUCGUGGACCACCUGGCGGAGUUCAGCGCCGAGCCGGCCGUCUUCGCCAUGUUCUCUGAGCAGCUGAAGAAAACCUACUUCAACAUCCUCAUCAAACCGGAGAGACUCGGCAAAGACGUGCGCCUGCUGAUCCUGGAACACUGCCGCUGGUCCGUCAUCCAGAAGUAUCAGGCUCUGAUGAAGGGACUGACCGUCGACGACCUCAUGACCUUCGCCACCCAGCUGAAGGCGGAGCUUUACGUCGAAGGUCUGGUGCAGGGUAACUUCACCAGCACGGAAUCCAAAGAGUUUCUGCAGGACUUCACACAGAAGCUGCAGUUCCAGCCGCUGACAGCAGAGGUCCCCGUUUUGUUCCGGGUGGUGGAGCUGCCUCAGAAACCUCAUCUGUGUAAAGUCAAGUCUCUGAACAAAGGAGACGCCAACUCUGAGGUCACCGUCUACUACCAGUCAGGGCUGAAGAACCUCAGAGAACAUGCACUGAUGGAGCUGAUGGUGAUGCACAUGGAGGAGCCCUGCUUCGACUUCCUCAGGACUAAAGAGACACUCGGGUAUCAGGUGUACCCCACCUGCAGGAACACCUCAGGGGUGCUGGGAUUCUCCGUCACCGUGGAAACGCAGGCCACAAAGUUCAGCUCCGAGUUUGUGGAGGCCAAGAUCGAGGAGUUCCUGGUCAGUUUUGGCGAGCGUCUGUCCGGCCUGAGCGAGGACGCCUUCAAGACUCAGGUGACGGCGCUCAUCAAACUGAAGGAGUGCGAAGACGCUCACCUGGGGGAGGAGGUCGACCGCAACUGGUUCGAGGUCGUGACGCAGCAGUACGUCUUCGACCGGCUCAACAAGGAGAUCGAGGCUCUGAAACUCUUCUCUCAGGCUGAACUGGUUUCCUGGUUCCUGGAACACAGAAACAGCAGCAGAAAACUCAGCGUCCACGUGGUCGGUUUCGGCGUGGAGGAGAACGACCCUUCAGACCAGAGCGUCCUCUGCCCCUCAGACGGCGCCGACAACCCCCCGUCGUCCGCGUACGGCGAAGUCAGCGAGCUGAGCUUCCUGCCGGCCUGGACGCCGCAGCUGCAGGACGCCGCGCUCAUCACAGACAUCAGAGCCUUCACGGCGUCGCUGCCGCUCCACCCCUACCACAAGAUCCUGCACUAGGUCGGCGUCAGCGGAGCCCCGCCUCCGUCUGGGAUGAUGCUGUAACCGUGGCAACCGCUGGCAACAACAUCCACACUGUGUGAUCAGAGAAGAGGCAAUGUUUUGUUUUGUUUUUUUGUGACGCUGCGUUCACAACGUGUGGGAAAAAACUGGAAAAGACAUGAAGAUGAGGCUUCGAUUCGGUCUUCUGCCCCUUUAACAAAAUACUUGUGCAUUUACGGUCGUAAUUUCAAACCGAAGAGGAAAAUCAAACAGUCACUUACUGCUGGAAUUCAUUAUUUACAAAAAAAGAGAGAAAAAAAAAAUCUUCUCUACUUUCUCAUUUUCUUUAACCUAACAGCCAAGCACUUAAAGAAGAAAAAGUCAGCAAAAAAGAUUAAAAUAAGUAUAAUAAACAAAAGUAAUAUUAAAUCAGAUUGUAAAAGCAUGAAAAGAGACAGGAUUGAAGCAGCGCUCUGACCUUAGGCCUAAAGCUGCAGGUUCCAGUUCAGCUCCACAGGUAACAUCUGGAGAGGAUGCUGCAUAAAAACACAUCUGCUAAAAUCCUAGUUUUGUACAGAAACUGAUCGUAAAGUUACAGAUUACAACUGAAGCUUUGGAUCAUCAUCAUCAAAUCCUUCUGAAAACCACUGUCACGACAGUUUGAUCAGACUUUAACACGUAAAACCAUAUGUUCUGCAUCUGUUGAAUCUUAUUUUUGUGUAUUAACAGUAAACUGAUUCCUGCAUAAAAAAGUACAAACAUACAGUUUUACUACACAAAUACAUACCAGAUGAGGUUUCUCUAGUCAGGGAUUUUUUUCCCAGGUGCAGUGAAUGCAGCGUGCUGACUCAGGGCUCCAGUGUGUUCAAACAGAAAACCUGCGGAAAGGCAGAAAAAUCAUCUGUUCCUUCAGUUCCUUCUGUGACACAUCCAUGUUCAUACUGUAAUAUUUUGUGAAAUAUGAAUGUAUAGACUAAUGGCGUCUGUUGGCCAGUGAUGUGACCAGUGACUUUUAAUGACAAUAAAUAGAAACCUUUUAACUUUG
Sphaeramia orbicularis (orbiculate cardinalfish) is the source of this 4414-nucleotide messenger RNA. RefSeq names its product nardilysin-like. The transcript has 31 exons. Gene Ontology annotation, molecular function: metal ion binding; metalloendopeptidase activity. The record is from RefSeq and is a predicted model, not a curated record. Gene Ontology annotation, biological process: proteolysis. The coding region runs from base 85 to 3387 and encodes 1100 amino acids. Lineage: Eukaryota; Metazoa; Chordata; Actinopteri; Kurtiformes; Apogonidae.